Myzus persicae (green peach aphid) is the source of this 1471-nucleotide messenger RNA. It is a transcript of the gene EMC6, whose product is annotated as ER membrane protein complex subunit 6. The coding region runs from base 218 to 574 and encodes 118 amino acids. The transcript is spliced from 5 exons. The record is from RefSeq and is a predicted model, not a curated record. Lineage: Eukaryota; Metazoa; Arthropoda; Insecta; Hemiptera; Aphididae. Gene Ontology annotation, biological process: protein folding in endoplasmic reticulum; autophagosome assembly. Gene Ontology annotation, cellular component: endoplasmic reticulum; EMC complex; membrane.
UUAUAGAUAAUGAUUGGGCGAUUAUUAAUUUAUCCACUAAAAAUGAGUUUAAUAUUAUAAUCAUUAAUCAUUAUUCACUAUCCGACAUUCCGACUUUUGGCAAUUUUGUACCAUUGAAUAAGUACAAAAGCAAUAAAUUUCCGUUUCUAAUCCUAUUCAAUUUUUUCUCAUAUUAUUAAGUAUUUAAUUUUUCUUCUGUCAACAUAAUAUAUUUAAAAUGACAGAAAACAAGGAAUCCAAAGAAACCAAAUUUAAAGAAUUGGUAUCCUACAGCGAACCGGCUCUUCGCAAUAAUUCUUCAGUCGUCGAAUACUGCCGUACGUCAAUGUCUGCUUUAUCUGGGUGCACUGCUGGCAUUCUUGGAUUGACUGGACUAUCUGGCUUCGUUUUCUACAUAUUUUCCGUUUUAGCACUAUGGGGUUUGUUACUGUUCAAAGCAGGAAACUUGUGGCAAAAAUAUUUCCUUAACAGACAUAGUCUAUUAACAGGAGGUUUUUUCAGUGGACUUUUUACAUAUGUAUUAUUUUGGACUGGUGAUCAAACGAUGUUGCAAAGGGCAGAUCCCCACCCAUGAGCAUUUUUUAUACAUUUAUAAUAACUUAAAAAGGUAACCUACAUUCUUUUUUAAUGAUGAAAAUUAUGUAUGUGAAAAAAUCAGCCUUAUGACCUUACAAAAUCAUUGACCACCACUGAUUUGGACAUUUGGCAUAUAGUUAAGCUUGUUAUGGUAGUUUUAUUCUAUCAUUUCAAAUAUUAUGUUAAUGACGAGGUGUAAGCUUUUUGCAAGGAUAUUUUAUCAACUACAAAUUUCUAAGUUUGCAAAAGAGUUACAUUUUUUCUGUUGACCAUUUACUUUAAUUUAAAAAUUAAUAUAUUAUCUUGAAAAAUUUAUUACAAUUCUAAAUUUUGCAUAAUACAUACAUUGAAUUACAUUUUACAUGACGUAUUACUACAAUACUAUUUUUAUAAGAUAACAAUUUAAAUUCAAAUUUUGACAUUAUUAUUUUCAGUAGGACUUAAUGAAUAUUUUAAGAGCUAUUUUACAAACUACUGAACUUCAAAUAAUUUGAAAUGUAGCAAAAGAUAAUUUUGAAGGAUUGUGUGUAUAUUUUUAAUACAUUUCAAAAUCAAUACUUAUUAUUAACUUGAGUUUAAUUUAUAUAGCAUAUUAUAUUUAUUUAUUUACAUAUAUCCAGGGAUCUAUUACAGGAUGUAGUAUUUGCAAGGGAUAUGUGCCCUGAGGAUCCUCUGCAGUAUGAUACAUUUAUAGUACGCUCGAAAAAAAAUUAAUAAAAAAAAAAAUUUGACAAUUAAUAUUGAAUGAUUUUAAUCUAUCAAUGUAUGGGUGGAGAUAAUAGUAUUCAGUGUGGAUAUAUGAAUUAUGUUGGACGUACAUUUUGCUAACCUUCUCUAUGCAAACUUAUAAUUUGAAAAUGAUGCAACACUCAUUCUAAACGAACUUACUUUUUUU